GGCUCAUCAGUUAACCACUUAUGCAAGUACAUACACAUUGAUAUCUCUACUUCUCAUCUGGCCCCAAGCAGCUGUGGUGAGAGAGGACUGGAGUAGUUCUCUCUCCCUGGGGAAGCCUGCAAACUGAACCCCUUAUCACCAGCCUCAUGCAAGAGCAAUGCUUUAAAUGAAGGAAAAACAAAAAUUAAGGACCCGAGCAGCGACAGUACGCACUUUUGGGGACCGGUAGCCAACUGGGGACUCCCUAUUGCUGCUAUUAAUGACAUGAAGAAAUCUCCAGAGAUCAUUAGUGGGCGGAUGACAUUUGCACUAUGUUGUUACUCUUUGACUUUUAUGAGAUUUGCCUACAAGGUACAGCCGAGAAACUGGCUUCUGUUUGCAUGUCACUUCACUAAUGAAAUUGCACAGCUUAUCCAAGGAGGACGACUGAUGAAAUACACGAUGGAAAAGAAGAACUAAAUAUCUUUAUCUUGGAAAAACUGGGAAUGCGCUCCUCAUUGUGAAUUACAACAAAGGAAGAGCUCUACAUCUGCUAUGAUGCAGACUUUUGCAUUUUCUUCUCCAUUAUAAAAUUCAUCAUGAAUACAAAGUUUUGCCAACAUAAAACACAUCAUCCUUCCACUAAAUCUUGUAGCCUGCCUUUUUUUGUAACAUACUCUUUCAAAUGUAAACAAUUACAUUUAACUCUUUGCUGCCUUACAAGAACUAAUUUUUUACUAUUAAUGAAAUGACUUACCCACAUCAUGUCAAUUUCUUUUUAAAAGAUGAGAACUUUUGUUUUUAUUUAAUCAACCAGAUAACUGAAUGGGACAGGACCAUUUCAUGAAACUUAAGCCUGCAAAAUCAAUAUGUACUUAGAGGUCAGUAAGACAAUUGUAAGAGGUGUAAUUGUUCUGCAUAUUUAAGUAUUUUAAAACCAUUUAAUAUAGUAAUUUGGGAGCAUUUAUUCCUGACUGUUUCAUCAUUAAAAUUUAUAACAGACUUCAGCAAUAUCUUCCCAGUUCCAGGUUGCCAAGUCACUCACUGUGUGCCUGUUGUCAGUAAUGUGACUAAAGGAUUUUACCUGAAAGGGCAUGUUACUUUUUUUUCAUAAUUUCUGCUCCAAGUCACCUUCAGAGAAGCAAGAAUUUCUUGUAAACCAAAGUAGGGUAACAGUAAUUACAAAUAGGCAUAUUUAAGAGAUUUGGAAUGUUGAGGAGUUUAUAUUAUUAAACAUUUCAUUUUGUGCACUUGGGCCUCUGAAGGCUGCUCCAGUCCUUAUUUGGGCAAAAAAAAAUUCCUGUUACUUCAGUGAAGGAUAAAACUCCAUUGUCUGGUUGCCUCCACAUUGUGGCAGUCACAUUUUUUUUCUACUUGUUCAUAUUUGCUUGAAAGUGGCAUCAGCAAUGGCAAUUAAUGUAUAUAGCAUAAAGACUUAAUAUGACACAACUUUAUCAUCAGUGAAAUAAUUUUUGGACAAUAAAAUCUGUGUCCUAUCUAAGAUUGUAUUGUCAAAGUUUUAAUUGGGGGGAAAAAAUGGCAAUAAAUAAUUCUGAUAAAAUUCUGAUGCAAGUAGCCUUUACACAAUAAAAUGGAAUACUCUUCUUAUACUCUAGUGUCAGAUCUUAAAGGAAAUCUACAUACGGGAAGUCUGAUGGUCAAGACUUCUCAGAUAGUGGCCAUUUCCUGUUGCAGUGAGCUGUAAUUAUAAUUAAAUAAACUGGUGUAUGAAAAUAGCGUUGAAGUUUUUACUGACUGUUGUGGAUUUAUUGGCAUACAGUUGAUGGAUAAUAAAAAUGUCUCUGUAUAUAAAGAAGUCCUUUACCUAAAUGGGAUUUGUUGGAGCAGGAAAGAGAUGAGGCGACACCUCUUUGGAAUUUUUACUGUGACACUGUGUUAAUUGUACAGAUCAGAUCAAAUCAAUCUCAUUAGUUUGCAUUUGAGGAAAAUGUUGAUCUUUGGUUCUUUACAUCCAAUAGAUCACAAACUACACAAGUGGCCACAAAUGAGAGGGCUAUGUGGAAGUGUCUUUCAGCUGGGGGAAUUUUGGAGUUAACAAUACAAAUUAUUCUGUGUGUCUUAAGUAGAUCAUGUGCUGCUGGUUAGUUAUGCAGCACUCUCUUCUCUUCCUGUAUGCUUUGUUCCUAUUUACUUGUAUGUAACCUCUUCAUAGGAUGACCCUUCAACAGUGGCCAUUGCCAGAUAGUUCAGAGGAAGUUGUGAAAUGUAUAAUGCACAUAGCUGCUAAUGCAGUAUUGCAUAUGAGUAGGAGAGAACAAUGAUCCCUUGAAAGGAAUCAUUAGUUGUAUCCAUAUUACAAAUAAGGAUAAGGUGAGAGACUUUUAAGCCAAGAUUUUCAAUUAUUUCAGUUUGAACUAUUGGGUACUCAGCAUUUUGGGCUGGAAUUAAGUGCCUAAAUUUGAAUUUAAGUGCCCAUAUUUGAAUGGGUUAAGCACCAUAUUUGUAUAUGUAGAAGGUCAAAAAGAAAGUGGUAGAGACUGAAAAUAAAGCUUAGGUCUCCUAGUUCCCACUCUUAAGCUUUAUCCGUUAUUGAUUAUUCUUUUUUUCCUUACUCCCCAUAAAGUUAAAAUAGUUGAUGCCUCUCCUUGUUCUUAUGAAACUGCAUUAAUGCAAUGGUAAAUUCAAAACCAGGCCAUGUGCCAACUCUAGCUUAUUGGUUUUAUUUCAUAAGGUUUUGUCCAAGCACUUUCUUCGUGUUGAAUCUGUACCAGUUCCUACUCUUUGUGUGUUUGGAAUUCAAAUAAACAUCAAAAUAUAACG
Pelodiscus sinensis (Chinese soft-shelled turtle) is the source of this 2760-nucleotide messenger RNA. The record is from RefSeq and is a predicted model, not a curated record. NCBI's taxonomy places the organism in Eukaryota, Metazoa, Chordata, Testudines, Trionychidae.